Scleropages formosus (Asian bonytongue) is the source of this 4054-nucleotide messenger RNA. RefSeq names its product diacylglycerol kinase eta-like. Gene Ontology annotation, cellular component: plasma membrane. Bases 179 to 3706 code for a protein of 1175 amino acids. The transcript has 30 exons. Gene Ontology annotation, molecular function: protein binding; ATP-dependent diacylglycerol kinase activity. Gene Ontology annotation, biological process: phospholipase C-activating G protein-coupled receptor signaling pathway. The record is from RefSeq and is a predicted model, not a curated record. NCBI's taxonomy places the organism in Eukaryota, Metazoa, Chordata, Actinopteri, Osteoglossiformes, Osteoglossidae.
UUUUUUUUUCUCCCGUCGCCCGGAUCUCUAGUCAGGCGAACGCGCACGCGGAGGGCAGGCGCGAGGCAGCUCGCUCGCCCCAGCCUGUGUCGCGACGUGUAGAACCAGGCUGGCGCGAAACGCGCUGAGGGAGGGUCGCGAGCUGCGGUGCCGUGCGUGCGUGCGUGCGCGCGCGCGGAUGCCAGUGAGGAUAGAGCGAGCGAGUGACUCGAGCGUGUGGCGUUUCGAAGCAGCCUGCAGAAUACACCCCGGCGGACCUGAGACUUCACGGAGUGAGGCCACCAUUUUUCAUUUGAUCCCCAUGGCUGCAAAACUGAACCCAAACGUUCUCUAUGUGCAGCAGCUCUCCUUGCAGGACUCCAACAGGUUAUCUGCAGCAGAUACGGGCGAGGAGUCGUCUGACAGCGAUGGCGAACAAGAGGGAACAUCACACAAAUUAAUUAGGAAAGUGUCCACCUCUGGACAGAUCAGGGCAAAGAAAAGUGUGAAGGAGGGACACCUGCUCAAACAAUCCAGCUCGUUCCAGCGAUGGAAGAGGAGAUACUUCAAGCUCCGCGGUCGCACUUUGUACUAUGCCAAAGACUCCAAGUCACUGAUAUUCGAUGAAGUUGACCUGUCAGACGCCAGUGUUGCCGAGACCAGCACCAAGAACAUCAACAACAGCUUCACGGUCAUAACUCCUUUCAGGAAGCUGAUGCUAUGUGCUGAGAGUCGGAAAGAGAUGGAAGAGUGGAUUGGGGCCUUGAAAUCUGUUCAGAAAUGGGAGAGUUAUGAGUUCAACGUGGAGCAUUUCUCUGGGAUGCACAACUGGUACGCGUGCUCCCAUGCUCGGCCCACCUUCUGCAACGUGUGCCGUGAAGCCCUGCCCGGGGUUACGUCCCAUGGCCUGUCUUGCGAAGUGUGCAAGUUCAAGGCCCACAAGCGCUGUGCCGUGAGGUCCUCCAACAACUGUAAGUGGACCACACUGGCAUCCAUUGGCACCGACAUCAUAGAGGAUGAGGAGGGGGUGUUCAUGCCACACCAGUGGCUGGAGGGAAACCUGCCCGUGAGCGCCAAGUGCAUGGUGUGUGACCGCAACUGUGGCAGUGUGCGGCGGCUGCAGGACUGGCGCUGCCUCUGGUGCAAGGCCAUUGUCCACAGCAGCUGCAGGGAGCACCUGGGAAAGCGUUGUCCUCUUGGCCAGUUUCGAGUCUCCAUCCUCCCUCCAAUUGCGCUCAACAGCAUUGACUCUGAUGGGUUCUGGAAGGCCACCAGCCCAUCCUGUUCGAGCCCACUGCUUGUCCUGGUGAACUCAAAAAGUGGAGACAACCAGGGUGUGAAGUUCCUGCGCAGGUUCAAACAGCUGCUCAACCCAGCACAGGUGUUUGACAUGAUGAUAGGUGGCCCACAGCUGGGUCUCCGUCUCUUUCGGAAAUUUGAGACUUUCCGCAUCCUGGUGUGUGGUGGGGACGGCAGUGUGGGCUGGGUUCUGUCUGAGUUGGACAAGCUGGGGCUGCACAAGCAGUGCCAAUUAGGAGUUCUACCUUUGGGUACUGGAAAUGAUUUGGCACGGGUGCUGGGCUGGGGUGGCCUAUGUGACGAUGACACUCAGAUCCUGCAGAUCCUGGAGAAGCUAGAGAGAGCCACCACUAAGAUGUUAGACAGGUGGAGUGUUCUGACUUAUGAGGUUCCCAACAAACAGUCCCCUCCAGCUGUGAAGGAAGAAGAGGUUGUAGAUUCUCCUCUCCAGGUGCAGAUGUCAGCAUAUGCUGACUCUGUGGCCUCUCACCUCACAAAAAUUCUGGACUCGGACAGGCACAGUGAUGUUAUCUCAUCUGCAAAGUUCCUUUCUGGGACGGUCAAUGACUUUGUAUCAGAGGUUGGCAAAGCGUACGAGAGAGUGGCAGAGAAUCAGGAGGAGGCAGAUGCUAUGGCCAAGAAGUGUGCCAUGCUGAAUGAGAAGCUCGAUUCCUUGGUGAAGGCUCUUAGCGAGGAGGCAGGCGCCAAGCCAGCUGCCACUGGAAGACAGUCACAACACCACAGACGUGAGAACAUCCAGUCUGGUGCUCCAUGCGUUCCACUGGGUUUCAGAUCCAAAGAACAGCUCAUGUUGAGGGCUAACAGUCUGAAGAAAGCCUUACGACAGAUCAUUGAGCAGGCUGAGAAAGUGGUCGAUGAACAAAACAGACAUACCCAGAUGUACCGAAUGUCUUCUUCGUCCUUGAUGAAGAAGGAGAACAAUGAGGAGGCACCUACACGGCAUGGUCUGAAAAGCUCCACCUCAUCAGUAAUUUUUGAGAAAUCAGAGAGCAUUGGUUCAGUGGUCUUCCUUGAAGAUUCUGUAACAUGCACUGAAAAAUGUGUAAUGAACAAUUACUUUGGUAUUGGCCUGGAUGCUAAAAUCUCCCUUGAGUUCAACAACAAGAGAGAUGAGCACCCAAAAAAAUGCAGUAGCCGCACAAAGAACAUGAUGUGGUACGGAGUACUGGGGACCAAGGAGCUGGUGCAGAAGACCUAUAAGAAUCUUGAACAGCGGGUGCAGCUGGAGUGUGAUGGUGUGUCCAUGUGCCUGCCUAGCCUCCAAGGGUUGGCUGUGCUCAACAUCCCCAGCUAUGCUGGGGGCAUCAACUUCUGGGGGGGUACCAAGGAGGACAGUAACUUUGGUGCACCAUCUUUUGAUGACAGGAAGCUUGAGGUGGUGGCAGUGUUUGGAAGCAUGCAGAUGGCAAUGUCUCGUGUCAUCAACCUGCAACACCACCGCAUUGCACAGUGCCGCCAGGUGAAAAUCACCAUUCUCGGAGAGGAGGGCGUCCCUGUUCAGGUGGAUGGAGAGGCCUGGAUCCAGCCCCCUGGUGUUGUGCAGAUUGCCCACAAGAACCGAGCCCAGAUGCUCACCAGAGAUCGGGCCUUUGAGAGCACUCUGAAGUCCUGGGAAGACAAGAGGAAGUGUGAUGGCUACCGAUCGUCACGACCACGCCUCAACUCUCAGCAGUCUAUGGAGUACCUGACAGAGGAGGAGAAUACCCAGGUGCGGCAGCUGGGACACAUGGCGAACACUCUCAUCUCCAGGAUCAAGGAGGUGGCGAAGACCCAUAAAGUGGUGGAGCAGGAGCUGGCCCACGCUGUCAAUGGCAGUGCUUUGUUCCUGAGUGAGGCAUUUCCCAGCAAGGCCUCUGGAGCUGAUUCAACAACUGCCCUUUUGACUCGCACUACAGUAGUGGACAUUGUGAACAGCAUCAAGGUCUUACAAAUGGAGACAAAGACACUACUAGACGGGAAGCUACUGCAGCUGGAAUCCCACCAUGAGGAGGCACUUCUCUCAGCCCUCAACUCCCUUAGUGCCGAGAUGCAGAAACUUGGAGAUAUUCACUGGAUCUGCCCCAUCUUGCAUUGUUCUGAGGAGGAGGUCACUAAGGGAAACACUAAGAGUAGCAUUAAGCUGAAGAUCAUGCCCAAAAGCAAAAAGGACCGAGAGAAGCUGCACAAGCAGAAAUCCAAUAGCUCGCUGUGUUCCCUAUCUGCGGAGAACUGGGACACGGAGGAGGUAGCGGCAUGGCUGGACUCACUGGGGUUAGGGGAGUACAGAGCGAUAUUUGUCCACCAUGACAUCCAGGGUUCGGAACUUGUUCUGCUCAAGAGGCAGGACCUAAAGGACCUUGGGAUUUCAAAGGUGGGUCAUGUGAAGCGGAUUGAGCAGGCCAUUAAGGCGGUCCGCGCACAGCCAUGAGGGAUGGAUGGUGCGCCGGGCCCAAAGUGCAGAGGGGAGCGCAGAGACACGGUGCCGCGCCGCGCCGCGCUCUCCCACACGCCACACAUAUGAACCACAAUCGGAGGCAUCAGCUAAGAGGAACUGCAUCCCUGCUUCUCAAAUCCUUCUGGGAGCAGGAUUUCAAUUUUGCUCCUUUGUUUCAUUCUUUCACAUGCUGAAGGGGCACACUGAAGACUUUUAAAAAUUAAAAACUUUAGAGGUGAAUGUGAAAAAUUGUGUUAAGACACUUAUCAGUGUUUGUGUAGAAAGCACCUUGAGGAAUAUACCAGUGUAUCGUGGAAAAGCCAAAUGGCCAAGAUAUAAACG